CACAACUGAGUUACUACAGCUAGGAGAGUUUGAGGACUUGCUCUCCAAGGACUUGCGUUUAGGGCGCACAUCUGACUACAUCUCUUCACUGCAAUUUAUUUUAACACUACUGCACAAACUUUCUGUAUUUACGAAGUAUCGUGGACUUUCUUGUCUAUAGAGGGCUGCGACCCAUGAUGAGUGGACAGAUUUAUGAAAAGAAGAUAGCGAGCAUUUUGACCGAUCUCCCCGGAUCUAUGAGUUGCCAUCCGAGCUCCAAGGACUCUCCGACUCUUCCCGAGUCCUCAGUCACGGACAUGGGCUACUACAGUGGACAAACGACUCACAGCCAUCACGAAUAUUACCAGAGUCAAACAUACGGGCAACAAAUGAAUGCCUACCAUCACCAAUUUAAUCUGAAUGGAAUGGGUGGUGCGGGAGUUUAUCCCACCAAGUCUGAAUACCCUUACACAAAUGCCUACAGACAAUAUGGACAUUACAACAGAGAUAAUCUGCAGGCUUCACCUCAAAGCUCAGUGAAAGAAGAACCCGAGCCUGAAGUUCGUAUGGUGAAUGGAAAACCAAAGAAAAUCCGCAAGCCGAGAACAAUUUACUCCAGCUACCAACUAGCAGCGUUGCAGAGACGUUUUCAGAAAGCGCAGUACCUCGCCCUCCCCGAGAGAGCCGAACUUGCUGCUCAACUCGGUCUGACACAGACACAGGUCAAGAUUUGGUUCCAAAACCGGAGGUCCAAAUUCAAGAAGCUUUAUAAGAACGGCGAGAUUCCCCUUGACCACAGCCCAAAUGCCAGCGACUCCAUGACGUGCAACUCCCCGCCAUCGCCUACGGUCUGGGACAAUAACUCUCUCACUAACCCGCCCAGCAGGUCCCAGGUCCCGCAGCCGCCCCGCAGCUCGUCGCCCCCCUACCUGGAGGAUUAUAACAACCACUGGUACCAACAGGGAUCGCAUCUACAGCACCCCGGCGCAGUGCAUCACCCAGUACCACAGCAAAGCGUUGGGGCUGUUUAUUAAAAGACUAAACAUAGAGUUGUAAUAUGAGGCCCUUCCACAUCAACUGAACUUUACAGAGCUCUAAAAAGUAUAAGCUGGCGCUGGCUUGUUUUGGACGUAGACCUGACAAAGGUGAAAGUAGGUAUUUCCCUGAAACGCUGUGUAACCCAUUUUUACUGUAGGCUAGCUUACCUACCACGGGAAGAAUAAUGACAAAACUGUUCAGUUGAUCCAUAUUAAAUCGUGGAUAUGUGUUUGCAGAACAUGAGUCAGAAACUCAGGUCAUAAUUUAUAUAGAUUUGUACAAAAUGUAGAAGGCUGUACAUAGGUGUUAAUAGAAAGCAGAACCACUAAGAUCAUAUUUGUUUGGAAUGGAAAUACCGCACUGUGGUGCUGCGAACCUUUUAUAUUCAUGUUGUAAUUAGUAUGUUAUUAUUGCCUUUCUAUCAAAAAGAAUAAAGAUAUCAAUUGAA
This is a messenger RNA of Coregonus clupeaformis (lake whitefish), 1465 nucleotides long. Its product is annotated as homeobox protein Dlx3b. The record is from RefSeq and is a predicted model, not a curated record. Gene Ontology annotation, biological process: regulation of transcription by RNA polymerase II; embryo development; epithelial cell differentiation. The transcript has 3 exons. Gene Ontology annotation, molecular function: RNA polymerase II cis-regulatory region sequence-specific DNA binding; DNA-binding transcription factor activity, RNA polymerase II-specific. Lineage: Eukaryota; Metazoa; Chordata; Actinopteri; Salmoniformes; Salmonidae. Bases 174 to 1013 code for a protein of 279 amino acids.